UCGUCAAAAAGUUACAAAAAUAAAUAAUACUUGUGUAUUACCAAUCCAUUUUUGAAAAUGUCAACAUUCUAAUUCUAUUGUGAAUGUAGCACAAAGAAUGCGGCAGAUAAAAUGCAGCUAUGCUUGCUACUUCGGGAAUAAAUUGUGGAUUUGGAUAGUGAGCAGUUACCGUAACCCAUUGCAUUUUGCAAUGCAUGCUUUGUUGUGGGAAGUGUCUUAUUUUUUUUAUUCCUCGAGCCGGGCUAUUCAAACCUGUACAUCUAAGUAAACAAUCAUUCGAACACUUAAUACAAAUAAAUGGAUGGCAAAUUUGCAUGCAUCGAGACUCGUCUAGUUUUUAAAUGUGGGAUCUGCAGAAUAUGGCGUCCCGACCUUACAAAAAUAUGACAGGCUGCCAUUUUUGUUUUCCUUUUGUCUGAAAUGUUUUAAUAAAACUGUCUGAGAAUGUGGGAGGCAUUGGAGCGAGGCACCAGCUAGGGGGGGGUUAGAGUUGCUCUGCAGUCAAAGUGCACCUUAUUGGAUGUUUUUAUGUGUUUGCAUUUUAGGUUCUAAAUGUCUUUUUUUGUCUGGAAAUAAACGCUGAUUUACGGAUAGAAUAAAGGACAAAAUGGCUGAACCUCGUUUUAACAAUCCCUACUUCUGGCCUCCACCCCCCACCAUGCCUGGGCAGAUGGACAAUAUUGUGUUGAUCAACAAGAUCAAGGAACAGCUGAUGGCUGAGAAGAUCAGACCACCCCACCUGCCGCCUUCCACAGUUCCCUCCCAACAGCAACUACUGGGGAAUCCUACACAGACAGAAGGUGGGCAGCAAGUCCAGAUGUCAGUUCAGAAACUGCAGCAGAUGCAACAAGGUCUCCAUGUCCACAGCUUGUCCCAGCCAGACAUUGCCCUGCACACCCGGACGGCCUCCAGCUCAGUCGCAGGACGUAUUCUUGGUGAUGUAAAUUUGAAUCUGGACGAUAAGACGGCUAUAAAAGCAAGAGGAUUGUGGGAAGACUGGCAUUUGCGUCAAAUCAUUGACCAACCCUCUAGAACGAAUCACCUAUCAGGUCUGGCACUUUCCUCUCAAACUGGCAACCAUAACACCUCCAUCACUCUGACCACACCCACCUCCAACAGCCAGAGCCGGCUAGGCGGAGCCCUCUCGCCUCAUCAUGUCCUCUCCAGCUUGGCCAGUGGCCCUUGGAUGGAGCAAAUCAAAAGUAACGGGGGCCUUGCUGGACUGCUGGGACGAGGGCGUAAGAAGAUAAAGGCCGAGAACAGUGGUGGCCCUCUGUUGGUGCCUUACCCAAUCCUCGCUUCAGGCAACGACCAAUCCUUCCACACCAUCAUCCCCAAAGAGGGCAAAUGCUACAGGUGUAAAUUGUGCCCACUGACCUUCUCCUCCAAGUCAGACAUGCAGAUCCACUCCAAGUCCCACACAGAGGCCAAGCCACACAAGUGUCCCCACUGCUCCAAAUCUUUCGCCAACACAUCCUACCUGGCUCAGCACCUCCGCAUACACCUGGGCGUCAAACCUUAUUACUGCUCCUACUGCGAGAAAUGCUUCUGCCAGCUCUCCCACCUGCAGCAGCACACCAGAAUUCACACUGGGGAUCGGCCCUAUAAAUGUGCCCAUCCAGGUUGUGAAAAAGCCUUCACCCAGCUCUCCAAUCUGCAGUCUCACCAGAGACAACACAACAAAGACAAGCCCUACAAGUGUCCAAACUGCUACCGUGCCUACUCGGACUCAGCCUCAUUGCAGAUUCACUUGUCUGUGCAUGCCAUCAAAAACGCCAAGGCCUACUGCUGCAGCAUGUGUGGCAGAGCCUACACCUCAGAGACCUACCUUAUGAAGCACAUGUCUAAACACAUGGUGGUGGAGCACCUGGUGAGCCAUCACUCUCCACAGAGGACAGAGUCUCCCAAUAUCCCCAUACGGAUCUCCCUCAUCUGAGCAAUUCACCCUGACACCCUACCCCUGACCCUCAUGGAGGAACCCCCUGUAAGGUCACCCCUCCACUUAAGCGUAAUCAAUCCUAGAUAUUGGCUUUUACUUGUUUGUUUUCCCUAUGCGGGUUCCAAAAAUGUUACAGGCUGUAUUUGUACCUUAUCAAAAGAUGCCAGACUCUUUAUUUAUUUUUUGUAUUUUGUCAUCUGUGGUUGGGGAAUGUUUUGGACAUCCAAAAAGGAUUUUACAGCACUUUCAGGCCUCAUGGUGGAGUAAAAACCUUUUUGGCCUAUGCUAAGACAAUAAAAAGCAUUGCUCCAGGCAGCUAAAAACAUUUACCCUAGGUGUUAUAAAGCAUUACAUGACCACUUUUUAUAUUGUUAUUCUCCCUUUACUCUUUGCAAAAGUAUAUUUGCAUUGGGAACUUUGUCUUCCUUUUAGUUAGGCCAAGAAGAUGAAUAGCUAAAUUAUUUAUUCAAGCAAUUUUUUGUACCACUCCUAAUGUCAAUGUUUGCAUCAUUUUGUUACUUAAAAAGAAAAUAUUCUCAAGUAAGCUUUAUCACAUUUAAGUAUGUCUUUUAGACAACAAUGCACACAAAAUACUUUCCAAUUGGAGGGUCAAUACCUAUGUUUUAUUGUUGUAUUUUUCAUCUUGUUAUUGUCCAUAGUAUUAAAAAGGAAACUGUUCAAGGCUAUCCUGAAGAGCACGAAAAUAUAUAUUUUGAAUCUGAUGCUGGUAUUUGUAGAAACUUAAAUGUUUUGGUUUGCUGAAUUGAUAAGCACUGCCAUGUAUUGAAGAAAUGAAACGGUCCAUUAUGGAACUGACAUACAGUGCAUUCGGAAAGUAUUCAGACCCCUUCUCCACAUUUUGUUACGUUACAGCCAUUUCUAAAAUUGAUUCAAUAAAAUCUACACACAAUACCCCAUAAUGACAAAGCGGGAAAAGGCUUUUAGAAAUUUUAGCAACUGUAUUACAAAUAAUAAUUAUUCAGACCCUUUGCUAUGAGACUCGAAAUUGAGCUCAGGUGCAUCCUGUUUCCAUUGAUCAUCCUUGAUGUUUCUACAACUUGGAGUACACCUGUGGUAAAUUCAAUUGAUUGGACAUGAUUUGGAAAGGCACACACCUGUCUAUAUAAAGGUCCAACAGUUGAUAGUGCAUGUCAGAGCAAAAACCAAGCCAUGAGGUCGAAGGAAUUGUCCGUAGAGCGCCGAGACAGAAUUGUGUCGGGGCACAGAUCUGGGAAAGAGUACCAAAAAAUGUCUGCAGCAUUGAAGAUCCCUAGAACACAGUGACCUCCAUUGUUAAAUGGAAGGUGUUUGGAACCACCAAGACUCUUCCUAGAGCUGGCUGCCCGGCCAAACUGAGCAAUCGGGGAUAAGGGUCUUGUUCAGGGAGGUGACCAAGAACCCGAUGGUCACUGACACAGCUCCAGACUUCCUCUGUGGAAAUGGGAGAACCUUCCAGAAUGACAACCAUCUCUGCAGCACUCCACCAAUCAGGCCUUUAUGGUAGAGUUGCCAGACAGAAGCCACUCCUCAGUAAAAGGCACAUGACAGCCCGCUUAGAGUUAGACUCAGACCAUGAGAAACAAGAUUCCUCUGGUCUAAUGAAACCAAGAUUUAACUAUUUGUCCUGAAUGCCAAGCGUCACGUAUCUAGGUAACCUACAGUGAAGCAUGGUGGUGGCAGCAUCAUGCUGUGGGGAUGUUUUUCAGUGGCACAGAUUGGGAGACUAGUCAGGAUCAAGGGAAAGAUGAACAGAGCAAAGUACAGAAACAUCCUUGAUGAAAACCUGCUGGGGGGGGGGCGAUCAAGUGAUCAUUUUUUACAUUUAUUUUGCAGCUAUGUCCUGCAGGAUAUUAUAUGCUCUUUAAUGUAUACAUAGAAAAUGAGUAAAUUCCUGUUUUGGGUGUCCACAUGAAAUAUGUGUAGAUAUCUUUAUGUAUAGAAAUACCUCCUUGUCUCUUGUAAUCCUUUUGCUCUCAUGUCUAAAUAUUAAUGAUUAACAUUUUGUUAUUUGUAAAAUGCAUUUAGGCCUUAACUUUAUUGUAAUUGUAUCAUCACAUUGUAUUUGUCCCAUAUUGAUGCUUCUCUUAUGCAUUUUGAUUUUAUAGCAUGGAAUAAUAUACUGUAAACUAUAUUAACCGUUAACCCCUUUUCUAUAGUAAAUUAUUAUAAAGGUCUGGCUAUUAUUACAACAAUAACACAAAUCCUUUGUCCUGCACUGUGGUACCAUAUACAAGGUUAUAUUGGCUGAAUUACACGCAGUCAAGACUAAGAGAGAAUGGACUUUGUAAGAAUUAGCAAAAAGUACAAUUCUAAAAAUGUUUUGGAUUAUUUUUAUUGGCCAAUAUGUUCUUACAUAAUAAUCAAAUCAAAUUUAUUUAUAUAGUCCUUCAUACAUCAGCUGAUAUCUCAAAGGGCUGUACAGAAACCCAGUCUAAAACCCCAAACAGCAAGCAAUGCAGGUGUAGAAGCAUGUAUAAAUUAUGUAAUGUAUAAUUUUAUGUAUAAAUUAAACUUCAAAACCUGUAGAGGCGCUUAUUAUCAA
This is a messenger RNA of Salvelinus fontinalis (brook trout), 4481 nucleotides long. Its product is annotated as zinc finger protein 362-like. Gene Ontology annotation, cellular component: nucleus. The transcript has 9 exons. The record is from RefSeq and is a predicted model, not a curated record. Gene Ontology annotation, biological process: regulation of transcription by RNA polymerase II; central nervous system development. Gene Ontology annotation, molecular function: DNA-binding transcription factor activity, RNA polymerase II-specific; RNA polymerase II cis-regulatory region sequence-specific DNA binding. Lineage: Eukaryota; Metazoa; Chordata; Actinopteri; Salmoniformes; Salmonidae. Bases 608 to 1936 code for a protein of 442 amino acids.